Messenger RNA from Saccharomyces eubayanus, 1032 nucleotides. It is a transcript of the gene DAM1, whose product is annotated as Dam1p. The record is from RefSeq and is a predicted model, not a curated record. NCBI's taxonomy places the organism in Eukaryota, Fungi, Ascomycota, Saccharomycetes, Saccharomycetales, Saccharomycetaceae. Bases 1 to 1032 code for a protein of 343 amino acids. Gene Ontology annotation, biological process: mitotic sister chromatid biorientation. The transcript has a single exon. Gene Ontology annotation, cellular component: DASH complex; mitotic spindle polar microtubule; mitotic spindle pole body.
AUGAGCGAAGAUAAAGCCAAAUUAGCAACUGCCAGGUCGGCUACAGAAUACCGGCUAUCUAUCGGUAGCGCCCCGACUUCGAGAAGGUCUUCCAUAGGUGAAUCCUCAUCCGUGGCAAAAUUUACUGGUCAAGAAGGGCUAACGGGAUCAACUGGAGAGUGCAGUGAAAACGCCAUACAGCAGGUUCUGUUGCCGAAGAUCAGAGAAUUGACCGAUUCCAUUAUCACUUUAGAUUCAAAUUUUACGCACUUGAACUUUAUUCACGAGAGUUUGGCUGACCUGAAUGAAUCACUAGGUUCGUUGUUGUAUGGUAUCAUGAGCAAUUCAUGGUGCGUAGAGUUUUCACAGGCGCCUCAUGAUAUCCAAGAGGAUCUGAUCGCUAUCAAACAGUUGGAAUCGUUAGAAGAUGAGAAAAAAAACUUAUUAGAGGAAAUUUCCAACAUAGAACGUGGGGCUUCGAAAACAAAUGCUGAUGUGUCAAGAGAAAAUAAACUGGAUAAAGAUUCCCAGAAGAAACAGUUCAGCCAACCGCUGUUCCCUUCCUCGCAAGUAAGAAAGUAUAGACCAUACGACAACAAAGAUAAAAGAAGGUCUACUAAGGCCGCCAACAACUUGUCAACAGACAAUGAAGAGGAUUAUGAUGACGAUACUAGCAGCGAGGCGUCCUUUGUUCUAAACCCGACAAACAUAGGGACAUCCAAAUCCUCUCAAGGGCACGUAAGUAAAAAUGCGCGUUCCAAUAACAAUAACAAUAGUAAGCUAAGGCGGAAAUCAAUCCUACACACAAUAAGAAAUAGCAUUGCCUCUGGAGCUGAUUUGCCAGGCAUCGAAAACGAUAACGUCAUCAAUUUAGGCGAUUUGCAUAAUCGAAUAUCGCUCGGAAGUGGUGCCGCUAGGAUAGUCAAUGGUCCCAUGGCAAAAAAGAGGCAUUCCAUGUUCACUGGAAAUGCAGAAAGGACUUCCACAGAAAACAGACACUCAAUCGCAAAAAAACCUGAGAAAAAGCUGAGCGCAAGACCGCCUUUCAGGUAA